Tachyglossus aculeatus (Australian echidna) is the source of this 2325-nucleotide messenger RNA. RefSeq names its product secernin 3 (gene SCRN3). The record is from RefSeq and is a predicted model, not a curated record. The transcript is spliced from 9 exons. NCBI's taxonomy places the organism in Eukaryota, Metazoa, Chordata, Mammalia, Monotremata, Tachyglossidae. Gene Ontology annotation, molecular function: cysteine-type exopeptidase activity; dipeptidase activity. Gene Ontology annotation, biological process: proteolysis. The coding region runs from base 147 to 1430 and encodes 427 amino acids.
CGGGGCCCGGCCUGCCUCGGCCUUGGCGGUUGCUGACAGGAAAAAGUCGACGGUUUUUCCAGCCCUGCUCUGGGCUUGUCCAAAAUGCGGCUGAGAAAGCAUCCCUAACAGCUGUGGAGUGGGAACAGGCGUUGAGCCCUCACAGGAUGGCUUCAAGAAAUAUGGAACCCUGUUCCUGUGACACAUUUGUGGCACUGCCUCCAGACACCGUUGACAAUAGAGUUAUUUUUGGAAAAAAUUCAGAUAGACCUAAUGAUGAAGUACAAGAGAUCGUUUAUUUCCCUGCAGCAACUCACAAUCCUGACGAAAAGCUUGAGUGCACUUACAUAGAAAUUGAGCAAAUGGCACACACAUCUGCUGUUGUUCUAAGUCGCCCAUCUUGGUUAUGGGGUGCAGAAAUGGGGGCCAAUGAACAUGGAGUUUGCAUUGGGAAUGAAGCUGUCUGGGGAAAAGAAGAAGUAUGUGAUGAAGAAGCUCUAUUGGGCAUGGAUCUUGUCAGGCUUGGACUUGAAAGAGGUGACACAGCUGAAAAAGCACUUGACACCAUUGUUGAUUUGCUAGAAAAAUAUGGGCAGGGUGGAAACUGUUUGGAGAGUGGCCUGCUGUUCAGCUAUCACAACAGUUUUUUAAUAGCUGAUAGGACGGAAGCCUGGAUUCUGGAAACUGCAGGGAAAUACUGGGCAGCAGAGAGAAUAAAAGAGGGCUGUCGCAACAUUUCCAAUCAGCUCUCUAUAGCAAACAAAAUUGAUAGAGAACACCCAGGAAUGAGAGAAUAUGCAAAGAACCAAGGUUGGUGGGAUGGUAAAACGGAAUUUAAUUUUGCUGCCAUGUACUCCUAUGUCAACACUGCCAGGAUGACUACUUCACGCGACAGAUACUGGGAGGGCCACAAAAUGCUGAAUAAACACAAAGGAGCUAUCACUUCUGAAACAAUGAUGAAGAUUCUUCGAGAUAAAGAAAGCGGCAUUAAUAUGGAGGGAGGAUUUCUUACCACUGGAAGCAUGGUGUCCAUAUUACCUCAGGACCCUACCCUCCCUUGUAUUCAUUUCUUCACAGGGACUCCUGAUCCUGACAGGUCUGUUUUCAAGCCUUUCAUUUUUGUGCCAAAUAUUACUCAGUUGCGAGGAAGUAGCUCACCAACAUUUGGCCCCGAUGAUCCAGUGAAAAAGAAGCCACGUUUUCAGUCUAAACCAGAUAGAAGACACCAGCUCUACCAAAACCAUGAACGUGCCGUAACGGUAAUAGAAACACAAAAGGAGAAAGGCAGAAAGAUCCUGGAAGAGCAGCGGAACCUGGAGAAGGAGAAGCUCAAAGAGAUGGAAUUAGUUCUUCAACACAAACCUCUUCCUGGUGACCAAGCUAAGAAUCUGUUUUCUCACUGUGUGCACAAGGAAAUAGAAAUGUAUAAAUCAAGUGGAGAGUUUGAGUAGUGUACCCUGGUCAGAAUUCUUACAGGCAGAGUCCAGAGCAUGUUAAGCUUUUUCACAAAAUGGGAAAAUUUGCAUGAGUGAGAUUUAAUGUAGGUUUCCCCAUUGGCUUUUUGUUUAAAAUUGGAACAAUCCAUCAGUGGUAUUUAUUGAGAUGUUAGAUAUGUUUCCUGUCCACAAGGAGCUUACUUUCUACAGGGACAGACAAUAUAAAUACAUUAUGGAGAUAUACACACAUGAUCAUCAAUAUGAUUAUUUUUUGAAUGGGUCAUGGUACAAUAACUAGAUAUUUUAAGUACCUUUUUCUAAUUGAAAAAUUUAGUAGUCUCUCAUUUGUAAUACAAUUUCAUUAAGUAAACUCUCUUUUUAUGCCUAUGCUAAACUCUUUCAGUGAGUCACUGCAGUUUAAGGCAGCCCUUUUAAGUUGAUUUUUAAAUUACCUGACUUAAGACAUUCUUAAAUUAAGCCCUGAGCAUUAUGCUCCAGGAUUAUUAUUAUUUUUUUUUUAUUUUUGGAAUAAUAAAUUUGUAACAACCUUUUCAGUUCUUGGUGUAAGGAUCACUGCCAGGCGGGGAGUAUGACUUUCUUCCCAAUUCAUUUUUGGUGACGAAGGAAGAGACAUGAUACAAGGUGACUGUGUACCUGAGUAGCUCUUUCAGUUCAAAUUUCUUUGUUCAGUGGUAGGUAGAGAGAUGCUUCACUGUCAUUUUCUUUGUGGAACUUGCAUGUUAUGAUUAGUAUGUACAAAUAAUUUAGUCAUGUUAUUUGGGAAAAAAUAACCUAUCCACAGCACUUAGGGCUGAAAGACUGUGUAAAAUUAUAUUUAAGACUGUUCAGAUGAGACAUACUGUAUAACUUUCAGCUAGGAAAAUUAAAAUCUAAUUUUGUUACAAAAAUC